Labrus mixtus (cuckoo wrasse) is the source of this 2226-nucleotide messenger RNA. Its product is annotated as FERM domain-containing protein 6-like. Bases 471 to 1910 code for a protein of 479 amino acids. Lineage: Eukaryota; Metazoa; Chordata; Actinopteri; Labriformes; Labridae. Gene Ontology annotation, biological process: positive regulation of hippo signaling. The record is from RefSeq and is a predicted model, not a curated record. The transcript is spliced from 12 exons. Gene Ontology annotation, cellular component: cytoplasmic side of apical plasma membrane; cytoskeleton.
UUGAUGUGACAGAAUAUUGUCAGACAGAAACUGAAAAGAUGUUUUAAUCGACAUUUAGCAACUAUCUUUGAUCAUCCACUCACGGUUUUAAUUUUUACCUUUAUUUAACCAGGUAAUUAAUCCAUUGAGUUCAAGAUCUCUGUCACAAGGGUGACCUGGCACAUGUCAUCAUAAAACAUUACAUGAUUAACAAACAGUUUACAAACAAUAAGUUAGGAGCAGACAAUUAAAAUGUGCAAAUCGGUUCACAGAUAAAAUGCAGAGUUGUGAUCACAGAUUACUAUUCAAAAACAGGUACUGUACAAUGGCAUUUUUUGUAAAAAAAAAAAAAAAAAAAAAAAUCAAAAUAGUGUCAGUAGUCGAUGUAAUUUUUUGUCUAAGUAAAGAAGGAAGGUUGACUUGUAGUCGACCCAUGGGAGGACAGGAGGAGAAUAUAUGAAGGUCUGAGACAAACAGAAGCUUCAUUCACCAUGAGGAUGAGACAGACACGACAAGUCUGCAUCCUUCUACCAAACAAGCAGCACCUGGACUGUACUGUGGGGGUGAGAUCCAGAGGCCACGAUGUGUUGAACUGUCUGUUGAAGCAGCUCAGUGUCAGCGAGCUCCAAGUGCUUGGUCUUGCUGUUCUCAGAGAUAAUGAAUACCUGUUUCUUGAUUUGGAGAAAAAGCUGAGUAAGUACUUUGGCAAAACAUGGAACAGAGGGUCUUCAAUGGUCCAGUUCAUCUUAUUUCUGAGAGUGCAGUAUUAUGUAGGGAGUGGACUGCUUUUAUUCAGCAGCAAGGUGCAGCAGCUCUACUACGCUGAGCUGAGGCAGAAGGUGCUGCAGUCAAAGAGUCACCAUCAGGAAGCUCUGUUCUUCCAGCUGGCAGCUUCAGCUCUGCAAGCUGAGGUCGGAGAUCUGGAGCAGAGCGAGGCCAGUGAUGAAGAGGAGGGACGAGAGAACAGACAGGAGAGAAAGCAUUACUUUCUGCCAGAAGAUUACUUCCCCUCCUGGCUGAUUAGACGUCGUGGACGGCACUACCUGCUCCAGCACGGCCCGGUGUUACACAGGGAGCUGAGAGGUGUGUCACGUCGCCAAGCCACCCUGCAGUUUAUAAAAGACGCAAACAGUCUGCAGGAUGGAGCGGCCACCUUCUACGGGAUGAGAAAAGAGAAAAAGGAGCUGAAAAGUUCAAUCCUUCUAGGAGUGGUUUUGAGAGGAGUCCAAAUUUAUGAGGAGGUGGAAGGGAAGCAGUUUCUCCUGUAUGAUUUAUCCUGGACUGAUAUCGAUCGCUUCACUUUCCAGGGAAGCAGGUUUGAAAUCACUGCGGUGGGCUCUCUCUGCCUCCCGAAGCUGCUGUAUUACACUCCCUCUACCGUUCACUCCGAACACAUCCUGAAGCACCUCACUGACAGUCACCGUUUCCAAAUCAGCACCAGAGCUGCACUCAGCUACGUCCAGCAGCUGGAAGACGUGCAGGCCAGUCAGCUGUACAAAGAGGCCUAUAUAUGUGACACAACAGGCCUAACGCAGAGACUCCAACGCAACAACAGCCUCACCUCGUCCAUGUCUGACUGCGGCGUCACCGAGGGCACAACUGCAGACUGGUCCAAAGAAGAAGAGGAGGAGGAGGAGGAAGAGGAAGUGUCCUACACAGACUUGGAGCUGUGUGAGGACGACUCAGAGGAGUUUCUUGUUGAUGACCCAGCAGAGGUGUCAUGGCUGGCUGAGUUGCUCCCCGAUGUGUCUGUAGAUGCAUCUUUAGAGUUCCCCUUCUCUUACUGGGCAGGUUGGUCUUUGAAAAAAAACAAAAACACACCAGUUUCUAAAAUAACCUUUUCUUUGAUUGACGUCCACUGCUUAAUUUCUUGUGCUUUGAUCAUCAGCUGUCACUGUGGAAAUGAAGCAGGUUCUGAUGAGGAGAGCUGAUGAUGAAGGGGUUUCUGUGGACUAAUGUACUGCCAGGAGCAAGAAGAGGCUUAAUGUGAUGUUCUGCUGCUCAGGAUAAAUGUUACUGCUCUGAUGCUCACAUCACUUAAAAAAUGAAGAAUCACAGAACUAAUAAAUGGUGUACCUUACAUAUAAAUUGUGCUUAUCAUGAUUGUAUUUUUUGGGUGAAACACAAGUUAAAAAAAAUGCCUUAAAUAUACUGUAAGUUAAUUAACAGGCAAAUAAAUAAAUAUCUGCCAGUUUAAGCUUCUAUCAAAAAUGUUUUAAACUGUGUUUAAAUAAAAGCAUGUUUGGA